AUGGACAGGCGAAGACAGGACAUCGAAGACAAACGAGCUAAACUUGCUGAACUGCGAAAGGCGAGAGAGGAACGAAGAACCAGAUUACAGGAGGAACGUGGCGUAGGGGCGACGACGCCCAUCAACACUGGCGUGCAAAACCCACGACCCAGCCGGGCUGAAAUCGACUCUCUGGUAUCCGAUCUAUUGAGCCCCGCUGGUGGGCCUGCCUCGGCUUCUUCAGGUGUCACCUCGCCCGCCCCUAAUACACCAUACACUAUCACUAGCGCCAAUACCACCGGAAAGACUUCGAGCAUCGGUGGGGGUCGGUUCAGUUUUGGAAGACGAUCGAGUCAAGGGAGCCAUUCCGGCGGUCAGAUCACCUCUUCAGACAUCGACAACUUCCCCUCUCAAACAGUCCCAUCCUCCGAACCUCAAGAUGCCGGUAGUGUCACAGGCGCAUCUCCUCUCUCAGCAUUGCCCAGCUUUACCAAUUCCUCCCAAGACUUGUACGAGAUUGCACCCAAACCACGACUAUUAUAUAACAAAUCCGUCCAGACUCACUCCAUUUCAGUGGGUCCGGGGCCAUCGGGCUCGGUCGUCUCGAAUGGUGAUGGAAAUCAGGCGAUCACAAACCCUAACGAAGAAGAAUUACGUCUCAAACUAAUCAAGGAACUCGAAACUGAACGAAAGAAAUUGGAACAGGAAAUCAAGGAUGAACAGCGUCGGAUAGAGAAGGAGAUGGAAGAGGACAGGUUGAGAGGAUUGGAUCCACGGACUCUAGCCACGAUUUACUCGGAUGCAGAGUUCAACGAGUUUCUUGAAUCGUCUUCCAAAAUCAUCCAACGUGCACUAUCUGAUGGCUAUGAUUAUCUAAAGGAUUAUUCUGUGAAUUUCGGUGACGAGGAUGGAAUUGAUGAUCGUGAGGGUAAACGUGUCAAGCGAAGUUGCGAGUUUUAUGAAGAAAAACUGUUGAAGAACCGUAGCGUGACGGAUUUAGAUUGGUCAACAAAAAACCCCGAACUGAGUCUAGCUUCGUAUAACAAAAAUCCGAGCGGGAUCAACGAACCAGAUGGCCUUGUCUGUGUUUGGAACUUACAUCUUCUUGAUCGUCCGGAAUACACAUUUCAUGCGCAGUCCGACGUCCUUUCUGCUACCUUCUCGCCAUUCCAUCCUAACCUUGUGAUCGGAGGUACUUACUCUGGUCAGAUCUUGAUUUGGGACAUCCGACAUCGCAAACAAUUGCCGGUCUUGAAGACUCCACUCUCUUCUUCUGGCCAUACCCAUCCGGUUUACUCCACUUCGAUCAUCGGCACUCAGAACUCGCACAACUUGAUCUCAGCCUCUACCGAUGGCACGAUUUGCUCGUGGGCUUUGGAUAUGUUGGCUCAGCCCCAAGACCUCAUAGAAGUCUUGAACCCGAGCCAUCAUCGAACAGAUGAAAUGAGUCCCACCUGUUUUAGCCUUCCAGCAAAUGAGAUCAAUACGAUUUGGUUCGGGACGGAGGAGGGGAACGUCUAUGAAACUAAUCGCUUCGAUCGUGCUGGAAUGAAAUCGGGAUUGAUUCAAAGUCUGGUUUACAAAGGUCAUUCGGGGCCCGUCUUGGGAAUCGAUUUUCAUCCGAUGAGCGGCCCGGUUGACUUUAGCGACUUGUUUUUGACCUGUGGAGUGGACUGGACGGUCAAACUGUGGAGACCCCAAGGAAACAGUAAGAAGACCGAGCAGCCCACCGAGCCGGUCCCGCCAAGUCGACAGCCCCGGCUCAACAGUACAGCAGCUAAUUCAAAGCCGAAUUCAACCGCCCCGCGCGCCACGAUUAUCGCCCCGAUUUAUUCCUUUGAAGAAGCGGAUGACUACAUCUUCGAUGUCAAGUGGCAUCCUUGUCAUCCGGCUAUGUUCGGAACUGUCGAUGGCUCGGGCAAGUUCAACUUGUGGAACUUGAAUUCGGAUACUGAAGUCCCAACUGUUUCAAUCUACACAAACCCCGCCCAACCUAGAGGAUUGAAUAAAUUGGCAUGGGAUAAACGAGAAGGUAAAAAAGUCUCGAUGGGCAGCAUUGAUGGCCGAGUGUAUGUAUAUGACAUUGGAGAACUUGCUUUACCUAAAGAAAACGAGUGGGAUCAGAUGAGGAAAACGUUUGGUAGCUUGAUGGGGACUAGCAGUAAUGGGAUCACCGCCUUAGAUGUCCGAUAA
Puccinia graminis f. sp. tritici CRL 75-36-700-3 is the source of this 2172-nucleotide messenger RNA. Its product is annotated as dynein intermediate chain, cytosolic. The transcript is spliced from 12 exons. Gene Ontology annotation, cellular component: cytoplasmic dynein complex. The record is from RefSeq and is a predicted model, not a curated record. Gene Ontology annotation, biological process: transport along microtubule. Bases 1 to 2172 code for a protein of 723 amino acids. Lineage: Eukaryota; Fungi; Basidiomycota; Pucciniomycetes; Pucciniales; Pucciniaceae. Gene Ontology annotation, molecular function: dynein light chain binding; dynein heavy chain binding.